This is a messenger RNA of Labrus bergylta (ballan wrasse), 2409 nucleotides long. The record is from RefSeq and is a predicted model, not a curated record. Lineage: Eukaryota; Metazoa; Chordata; Actinopteri; Labriformes; Labridae.
AUCUCCAAAUCGUUGACUUCAACCAUAGUACUGUUUGAUAAACUAGGCAAGUGACUCCACGACUAUGAAAGAUAUAUCAUGUUAACUUCAGUCAUUGUUUGCAAUGCCUGUGAGGCUUCACCCUCACCUGUCUGUCCGGUUUAACAUGGUGGACGCAGAUGAAAUCGCGAAGUUGUGCUACGAGCGCUUCAAGCAGCUUCCCCGCAGAGGGAAGCCUGAGCCGGGCAGAGAGUGGACCCUGCUGGCCGCUGCGCUCAAACUCAGCAGGUGUGUUCACUCUGACAAAGUUGAUAAGGAGGUCGUCUCCCUCGGAACCGGAACUAAAUGUAUUGGACAGACGGCUAUGAGUCCCAGCGGUGACGUUCUUAACGACAGUCAUGCAGAAGUCAUUGCCAGAAGGGGCUGCAUCAGGUACCUGACGUCAGAGCUGCACAGGGCUGUGAGCGGUGAAGAGAGCUCUGUGUUCUGUCGGGGAGACGAGCGAGGGAAGUGGAAGCUUCAUACUGGAGUUUCCUUCAUCUUCUUCACCAGCCACACUCCCUGUGGAGAUGCGUCAAUCAUCCCCAUGGCUGACAUCCAGUCUCAACCCUGUCCUGCUGUCACAUCUGCAAAGAGCCCAGAAGGGUCUGAUAAAGGCAGAGACCUGAAAAGGAAAGCUGAGGCCCCAAGUGAAGAGAGAAACACUAAAGUGUCCCGUCUAGAGGAACAGGAGACAGCUGAGACAUCAACAAGUGAAGAACCAUCACUGAGUCUCUCUACAAAAACACCUGAGGAAACCUUCUCACAAAAUCCUGCUGGACUGCUUCCACAGGUCUCAGACAUUCACAGAACGGGGGCCAAGUGUGUCCCGGGGGGCCACGCGGACCCUCUGCACCCAGGGGUGGGGUACCACUGCGCAGGGAUGCUUCGGGUGAAACCCGGACGAGGAGAGACGACUCUCUCCCUCUCCUGCAGUGACAAACUGGCUCGCUGGGGGGCGCUGGGCUUCCAGGGUGCUCUGCUUUCCCACUAUCUGCAGGAGGCGCUUUACUUCAGCACCGUGGUGGUGGGGAAGUGUCCAUACAGCCAGGAAGUCAUGCAGCGAGCUUUGAUCACAAGGUGUUCCCGUGUGUCUAACCUUCCUGCUGGUUUCUCUGUGUGUGCACCUGAGCUGCUCCAAUCCAGCCUGGAGUUCCCGUUCAGUCAGGCUCAGACCGAGCUCCAACACCAGGACGGAAAGGGACGGAUCUCCCCCUGUGGGGCAGCCAUCAGUUGGUGUAAUGUGCCUGAGCAGCCACUAGAUGUCACUGCCAACGGCUACAAACACGGAGUCACCAAGAAAGCCCUCGGCACGUCAAAGCUUAGGUCUCUCCUGUGUAAACUGGAGCUUUUCCAUUCCUUCCUGUCUCUGGUAUCGGCCACUGACCCUGCAGCACGACCCGACUCUCUCAGGGGAGCAGAUCUGCAGACUUACUGGGACUACAAGAAGGCCUCUCAGGCUCACCAGCAGGCGUGGCAGCAGCUCCACAGCCAGGCCUUCCCGCUGUGGCCACGCAGUGACAGAAAUCUACUGCUCUUCCGCUGAAAAGCUGAGGUGUCCUCGAUAGGAUCGAUGAAAAUAGUGCAUUUUUUUUGUAGCAAGGAUCAAAGGGUUAAAGAACUGCUGGUCGGAGAGAGGAUUGGUCUAUCCUGGGCCCGUGAAACUCACAUUUUAAACAAAGGACAGCAGAAAAGGGUAAAUUACAGAAAACCUGAAUCAUGAUCUUCUUUAUAUAAAUGGAUAAUUUGAUUUAUCUGAUUUUUAAGAGUUAAUUUCCCAUCACUGGUUUGGUCAUCUGGUCAAUCUGGAUAAAUAUUAUUCGACUAUUUUUGACUUUCUCACUGCUUUAAGCAGCAGGACAUUGUGCUCUGUCCUGCUGGUAAGAGAGGUCGAUGACCGCUCCUCAGUGUCCUCAGAUGAUGGCUUUAUUUUCACAAUGACUGUAACAUGUUGCGAAUGCAGCUGCUAGGGGGUCACUCUCUACAGCCACAGCUGGACACACCUGUGUGUGAACAAAAGGGUUCCGAGUUCGAUUUGCUACAAUUGACCUGAAGUGUGUUUGGUAUUAUAAAUGAUUCUAGUCCUCUGGGACUCUGCUGUCACUCAUGAGGACAAAUAGCAAACUUCUACUAACAGUCCCGCAUUGACAUCCAGACAGCAGAUCAACACAGGGACUGAGGAUCACUUGUGUUGUUGCUGAAUCUCAGCAGAUUCUACUGAUAAGUAGCAACCUAACUGAGCUCGGCUAAUACAGAACAGUGUGCUACAUGUUAUCGCCUCACAAGCGUCCCUUACCCAUGAGAAGCUGGGUAUUUUGUUUCGAUUGGGCAUGUUUAUACAUUAGAAGUUUCUGACUUUAUUUUCAUACAAUGAUAAAAUAUGAUAUUAUA